UUACCGAAAGCACCGUAAAUUUACUCUGGGCUUAUAAAUACGCGAAUAUAAUCUCCAAACCCUAGCCCGUCAUCACAAACGAACAGCGGCCGACUAGUAGGGUUUUUCGAGUUCUCUCAAAUCAUCAACAACCAUGGCGGAUGUGGAAACAGAUGUUGCUGCAGGAAUCCCGAAGAAGAGAACGUUCAAGAAGUUCAGUUUCAGAGGCGUUGAUUUGGACGCUCUAUUGGACAUGUCCACCGAUGAACUCGUCAAGCUCUUUACAGCUCGUGCUCGCCGAAGGUUUCAACGUGGUUUGAAGAGGAAGCCAAUGGCUCUGAUUAAGAAACUGCGUAAAGCUAAACGUGAAGCCCCACCAGGCGAAAAACCAGAGCCAGUUAAGACUCACCUCCGCAACAUGAUCAUAGUUCCUGAAAUGAUUGGCAGCAUUAUUGGGGUUUACAAUGGCAAGACCUUCAAUCAGGUUGAGAUCAAGCCUGAAAUGAUCGGCCAUUACCUAGCUGAAUUCUCAAUCUCUUACAAGCCCGUGAAGCAUGGUAGGCCUGGUAUUGGUGCCACCCACUCCUCCAGGUUCAUUCCUCUCAAGUGAUAUAUUUUGCGGUCGCCUAUAAUAGCUUCCUGCAAGAGCAGCUUAUUAUUCUGUUGGAGGAUGAGCAGCGCCCUAUAUCAAGACUGAGUUUUGUUUUCUUAUAUUAGUACUCAUCAUGUUCUCUUUAUGGUUCGGCUAUUCUGAAGAAAAAAACAUCAAUGAACUGGUUUGUUGUGAACUUUUAUUUUUUGCAAAUGAAUUAGCAGGCUAUUUUUUUCAGUA
Messenger RNA from Cornus florida, 811 nucleotides. Its product is annotated as small ribosomal subunit protein uS19x-like. Gene Ontology annotation, molecular function: structural constituent of ribosome; RNA binding. The transcript has 4 exons. The coding region runs from base 134 to 589 and encodes 151 amino acids. Gene Ontology annotation, biological process: ribosomal small subunit assembly; translation. Gene Ontology annotation, cellular component: ribosome; cytosolic small ribosomal subunit. The record is from RefSeq and is a predicted model, not a curated record. NCBI's taxonomy places the organism in Eukaryota, Viridiplantae, Streptophyta, Magnoliopsida, Cornales, Cornaceae.